GACACUCUUGUUUGUUUUGGCGGGCUUGGAGUUUCCUCUUCCAAAGAGCUGUUGCGUAUAUGUGAUUUCCUCGAACACCUUUUUGAAUUCACAUCAUAUUUCAUGUUAUUUACAUCAUUACCAGAAAAAGAUAACCGAGUGUUUCCAAUCAUUCAAUAAUCUAGUAGAUCUAUUUGAGUGGAAUUGCUUUGUCGCAUUGAGCGCCCGAAACGCAAACAGGAUGGUUUCCACGGACAAUAUUGUUAGAAGGCUUAUGAGAGGAGACUUCUCAGAUCCCGGGCUUUCAAGACCUUCAGAAUCACUUUUAGACCUUGAAGAUGACCAAACGAUGCAAGGUACAUCCGGAGGCUUUCAAGUUGUGUAUGUGCCUGCGCUGUUACCUACAACUAUCCCGGAAAAAGUUCGACAAGAAGCCACAGAACGAUCUACCGAAGUGUUGUCUCAUUAUAAUAGACUAAGACAGAUAUUGGAGAGGCAUGAGGCUCUUAUUCGAAAAAGAUGGAGGAAGAAAUCGAAAGCUGGUCGAUCUAGGCUUAUUUUAAAAGUCUGGCCAGGACUGUCUGCGACUCAUCGCCCAGAGUUUAAUGCAUUAUUUAAAGAGUCGAGUCAGCCAAAAACAAAGGGCACAAAGUACAGAGAAGCCUAUCUAUGGCCAUAUCUCAACGUAGAAGAUUUGGUUAAAGAGAAUCACUUCCUUCUUUUACUCAACUCCAGAGGUCGACAUCCACCUCAUGUCUUCGCAGACACGGAUUUUAAAGCCACGCGACUCGGCCGUGUUAGUGGUGCUAUAAUUAUACCAACUAGUCUUGAUGAUCAUUCUAUAUUGCUUGAGGGAGAAACAGUCGAAACUUAUGGCCGCCUUGUUUCUUUCGACGAAGAUGAAGAUGCUAGGAUAGACAUGUUCACUGGCCUUGCACACUUACCAGGAUGGGGACUUUUGAUCUUGGAAGUACAACAAAGACUACUACAUCUGCUGGUAAAGUGCUGCGAGGCACUGCUCCAGGACAUUGAUGCUGAUUCCUUGAUCAGCGAAGCAUUGAUCAAGCCAGAACCUCCUUUACUAACAGGCGGCUCGGACCGGUUGACCAUUGCAGCCGUAGCUGCGGUAGCGCCCUAUCGCCUACCUUCAAAACUCGAUUUUCAUUGUCUCCAGGUUAUAGUUGAGACUAGACAAAUUUGUGCUGAAGAUUAUAUCCGAGACUUGAGAGAAGAUCCUGGCUGUUUUGCUGAAGCUCUGGAAGACUGGAGCGAACAUACGCAGGAAAGAAUACUCGAUGCCUUUGGAAAACAGGCUCCUUCUCUUGACACUCCGCUUUAUUGGGAAGGUAUUAUUAAAACAGUUGUCUUCAAUGCUUACAGUGAUUUAAUCGUGUGGGAGAACGUCGCACAACAACUUAAGCACCUGGCCUUCCUUCAGGAGAAGUAUCAAUCUGAAAUUAAACCAAAAAAUAAAUUACCAUCAGAAUACAUGAGGGCAUUGUUGGUGUUGAGAUAUACGUUAAACCAAAUAGCGAAAGUGCCAACAAGAAAUUUGAGGAUGGCAGUCCCUGCAUCGCCACCAUUUCGUUCAAAAUACGUUCGCGAGCCACCCGCGCCAGAUUCUGUAGCUAUACGAAUUAAGAGUAAAGAAUCACAGGACGGGAUGAUGUGGCUUCUCCAAAAUCUCUGGAGUGAGUCGCAGCUCUUCUUCAUGACCCUACCUACUGUAGUAGAUGAAAUUCAAAGUAGGGUUGAACGUGAUCCAAACGAAAAAGCAAAAUUUUCGGCUUUGGUUACGCGAAUAUUUUCUGACCUUGACCUCAUCUCGCGGAUUUAUCAAGAAAUGGACAUAUAUCUGCCAUGGGCUGUUGGUUUUGAUAAUGAGCUGGCAAUUAAUCAAGCUCAGAUUAAUGAGGAGCAUUGUAAACAGCUCGGCUUAUUUUACAGUAUGGACCGCCAUCUCGACCCUAUCGGCCUAGCUAAAUUCGGAUCGCCAGCCGGGGGACGUUUCCAUUACCCAGCGGAUGAACGAAGAAACAAACAGAAUACGGAGAGCAUGAGAAAAGCUGAAUAUAAUCUGGAUGAGUUUUGGCAGAAAAUGGAUGAGCUUUACCAAAAAAACACUGGUGAAACAUUGACCCAGGCUGUCAAGCAUAUCUACACCGCUGUGCAUCCGCUCGAACGGACACCCGAAUGGGUCGAGCCAAUAGAGGUACCAAAAACUAAAACCCAAGAUAGAGGUAGUCGCGACGAAGCAUUUUUAAUACCACAAUUUGACUCCGAAGAUAAUGCCAGAUUCGUUGCUCCAAAGCCAAAGUUCAAGCCCAAAACUCGCGGUCCAGCAAUGACCAUAGCAACAGCAGCAGUAGCUCCAACUCCAACUCCAACUCUAAAUCCUCAACCAACAUUCAAAGUCAAAGCCCGAGAAAUCAUGGUCUUCGAAGCUCUCUUCUGGAAACCAUAUCUCAAGGAUCGUCCCGGCGAAAUUCGAUGGACGGAUUUCGUCUACGCAAUGACGUCUAUAGGCUUUGCGGCCGAAAUUGCCUACGCUUCGGUAUGGCGGUUUAAUCCGAUGAAGUUGGUAGUUAAGGAUAAUGUUGCGUUUCACGAACCGCAUCCUUCUGGUAAAAUUUCGUUUCGCAAGGCGAGGGCCAUGGGGAGACAUUUGAGAGGACGGUAUGGAUGGGACGGGGAGAUGUUUGUUCUUGAGUAGAAUUUGGGGAGGCGGUUUAUGUUCGAUUGUUUGAGACUAGAAGGGUUGGUCUGCUUGGAUUUUCUGAUAUGUUUGAAGUGACUAUGGAGUUUUUCAACAGAAAGCUUCAAAUAAGCUGCUGUCAAAGAAUUAGCGUACUUUUAAACAAGGUAGAGCGUUGAAAUAGAACUAACGUAAGAAGGGAGACAGACGUGAAGCCUGUAGAUUAGAUAGAUCAUAAAGCGAAAUGUAAGAAACAUGACUAUGCAUUACGAAUUAUUGGAAUUCAUGAUUGUACA
Botrytis cinerea B05.10 is the source of this 2970-nucleotide messenger RNA. RefSeq lists its product as hypothetical. Lineage: Eukaryota; Fungi; Ascomycota; Leotiomycetes; Helotiales; Sclerotiniaceae. The transcript has a single exon. The record is from RefSeq and is a predicted model, not a curated record. The coding region runs from base 221 to 2692 and encodes 823 amino acids.